Molecule: messenger RNA, 14083 nt
Organism: Salarias fasciatus (jewelled blenny)
Lineage: Eukaryota; Metazoa; Chordata; Actinopteri; Blenniiformes; Blenniidae
Gene: zbtb20
Product: zinc finger and BTB domain containing 20
Exons: 4
Coding region: 407-2449 (680 amino acids)
Biological process (GO): regulation of transcription by RNA polymerase II
Molecular function (GO): DNA-binding transcription factor activity, RNA polymerase II-specific; protein binding; RNA polymerase II cis-regulatory region sequence-specific DNA binding
Source: RefSeq, a predicted model, not a curated record
CACCCCUCAAAGUACUCGAUGUAUAGUUAAAAAAUGGGAGGGCACACUUGAACCGAGCUGCUCUAUGAAGGUAGGCUGCAGCGUGUGUUUAUUGAUGAGAUGAAAAGAAGAUGGAAGUGAGAAAUGAAACAAAGUAAAGGAACAUAUUAAAAAAAAAAAACUAAACGCGCGUCGUCGGGGGAGAACGGGGAGCCGUGGAAACGCUGUCGCCACUUUUUGAACGAGCUUCGAAGUGCAGCAGAGCAACACAUGAUUUGGACAGAGAGGACUGACAGCCUUGCCUAGCACCAGGCCUCUGAUCAGCCAUCUCCACCAGCAAACUGAAGCUUGACCCGCUCUUCAUCACCAGCCACACAAGCAUCUUCGUAACAAAACGUCAUCUAACUGUGACAUCAGUUGCAAGGGGAUGACCGAGCGCAUUCAUAACAUCAAUCUCCACAACUUCAGCAAUUCUGUACUUGAGACCCUCAAUGAGCAGCGCAACCGUGGGCACUUCUGUGACGUGACUGUUCGGAUCCAUGGAAGUAUGCUGCGAGCUCACCGGUGCGUGCUGGCCGCUGGAAGCCCUUUCUUUCAGGACAAGCUGCUGUUGGGCUACAGCGACAUUGAGAUCCCGUCGGUGGUCUCAGUGCAAUCCAUCCAAAAGCUGAUUGACUUUAUGUACAGUGGGAUUCUGCGGGUAUCUCAGUCGGAGGCCCUGCAGAUCCUCACUGCCGCCAGCAUCCUCCAGAUCAAGACCGUCAUCGAUGAGUGCACCCGCAUCGUGUCCCAGAAUGUGGGCCUGGCCGGGCCGGGGGGGUUCCCCGUCAUACCGGGAGACUCCGGUCAGGAGACGCCCCGCGGCACGCCGGAGUCCGGCACCUCUGGGCCCAGCAGCGACGCAGAGUCAGGUUAUAUGCAAGCAACAUCUCAGCAAAGCAUAGAUCGUACAUACACAUCACUCUACACCUACCCUGGUCUCUCCGUGCACAACGGCACCCGCGAGCGCCCCCUUUACAUCAACCCUCUGACACCGAAUUACGACCCGACCCUCAGCACUCAGAAGGACCAGCAGUCUCAAGAUCCGCCCUGGAUGAACCGCAUCCAGGAGCGGUCCCAGCCGGUCGACCGCUUCAUCACCACGGCGGAGUCCACUCACUGCCGCAAGCAGCCCCGACCGGUACGCAUUCAGACAGGAGGGAUGCAGAUCAAGCAGGAGACCGAAGACGAGUACAACUGCUACGGCAAUAUGGCGGACUGCCCGGACGACACCGACAACACCGAGGGUGUCGAGAGCGAGUCCAAGGUGGAAAGUUUUGACUCAGGGGUGAGCUCCUCCAUCAGUACUGAGCCGGACACCAUGGAGCAGCAGCCGUACCUGCCGGGCUUCGGCCGAGACGGAGGCGGGGACGGGCAGCCCGGCGAAGGAGCCCCAGUGCAGAUAGAGGUCAACGACUCGUCCCCGGAGCAAGUGCACGACGCCGAGGACGGGGACACUUCCCACAGCACUAGUGACAGUAGCAUGAUGCAGCCCCUGUCAAACUCAGUCAAACUCAGUCCCAUGUCCCAGUACAUACGCCAGGCAGAAUCACACACCAGCAACCUGAGGAUGCAGCACACCGUGACCAGCAAUUCCCAAGUGUUAGGCUCUGCUGGAAGCAACUUCCUGCCCGCACUGUUUCCUACACAGCCGACCAGAGACCACAAGCCUUUCUCUUACCUUACUGGCCAGCAGCAGCCCCAGUUCGUGGCCGUGCCGCCCCCUGCGAUGCCACCGUUUCCAAACACCAUGUUGGUACCACAAGCGCCAGCUCAGCAGCAGCAGCCUGCAGGAGGACUCGGUUCCGGGGAGAAGAAGCCCUACGAAUGCACUCUCUGCAGUAAAACCUUUACUGCAAAACAGAACUACGUCAAACACAUGUUUGUCCACACUGGUGAGAAGCCUCAUCAGUGCAGCAUCUGCUGGCGCUCGUUCUCCCUGAAGGAUUACUUAAUUAAACAUAUGGUGACACACACGGGGGUGCGGGCCUACCAGUGCAGCAUCUGCAACAAGCGUUUCACCCAGAAGAGCUCUCUCAACGUCCACAUGCGGCUGCACCGUGGCGAGAAGUCCUAUGAGUGCUACAUCUGCAAGAAGAAGUUCUCACACAAGACCCUGCUGGAGAGGCACAUGGCCCUGCACAGCACAGCCAGCACCAUCACGGGGCUGUCGGGCAGCGCCGGCGCCCCGGGCCCCGUCUCCAUUCCCAUGACGAUGGCCGUCCCCGAGCCCGGGGCCGGCGUGGUGGCCCUCGCCAUGCCAGUGAGCGGAGGUGCUGGAGUUGGGGCCGGGGUUGGAACAGGAGUGGGUGUAGCUGCAGAAGCGAGCUGCCAAGAAGGGACCACCUACGUGUGCUCCGUCUGCCCUGCCAAGUUCGACCAAAUGGAGCACUUCAAUGACCACAUGCGAAUGCAUGUCUCCGAUGGAUAAGUACAAAUAGAUAAACUUCUUUCAAAAAGAAUGACAAAUAAAAUGGCACUAGAUUUUCCUUUUCUUAUUUUGAGGUAUGAAGAGUUAUGAGUAUAGACACUGGCACAUUAAGUUUCCCAAAAAAAGAUUUCUUUUUUUUUUCCUUUUUUUUUUUUUUUUCUGUUAUUCUAAAAGAAAAAAAGAUGGUGGCCUUAAGGCUUAGUAGUUUGAUAUUGAUCUACUGGAUGGAUCCUAACUACAGGCCUCUAAAUGUAUGCUUUCCUAAAAAUACUGAUUUAUGUGUUGAACACUACCGAAAGGCCUACGAAAGAAACACAUACACACAAACACACCUUUAGUGUAGGUAUGUCUGAAUGAAUAUAUACAUGCAUAUAUGUUUUAGCGUUUGUGUAUUUGCAUGGUCAUGUUUGUGCGUCCAAGUGUGUGUGUGUGUGUGUGUGUGUGUGUGUGUGUGUGUGUGUGUGUGUGUGUGUGUGUGUAAUUGCCAUGAGAUAUGAAUCAUGGCUGUUGUGAACCCAUACUGACCAGUUUGGAAACUAUAGAUGUCCAAGCUUACUGUGGUAUAAUUUAAAAUGACAAUAACUAAGAAAAAAAAAAAGAAAAAAAAAGAAAAAAAUCACCUGGGGUUGGGCUACGUAUUCCCUCUAAAAAAUACUGAUGGUCACAAGAUUGCCUUCUUAUAUAAAAUAAAAAAUGAGAGUAGUUAAUUUGACACUGGGUUUUAUUUAUUCCUAUGGUAUUAAGGGAUUAUAAUGCAGCUGUUGUCAAGGUACCAAUUUAAAUCAUUUACUGAAAUGUCACUUCCUGUCAGUGGCGACGGGGGGGCGGACAUUUCUCAUGUUUUGUAAUUCUUGUCCAUGCAUUUUGAUGAUUACGAUUACGUUUUCCAAAUUACGGUGUGUUGACGCGACAGUAUUUGAGCAAAAACUUUUGUUUUCUUUUCUUUCUGAAGUUCGGAGUUUAACUCAUUUUGCAUACACUGCCACUAAUAUCUUAAAAGACUGUUAAGGCUAGUAGACCUCUUCCAUUUCAAUACAUGAGAAAAAAAAGAAAAGAAGAAGAAGAAAGAUUGUGUUGCUGAUGAUUUUUCUUUCUUUAGCCUUUUACAUUCACAGUUAUGGCAGGCUGGAAUAUGCGACUAAACUCUCUCCUUCAUAAAUGCUGCUCCUCAACUUGCACCUGACUGUUAUGGGAUAUAAAUUAAAAAAAAGAAAAGAAAAAACUUACAUAAAAAAAAAAAAGAUUUGUCACUUCAACUGUUGUGUUGUUGAGUAGCCUCCGUGCUUUAAUUGGAUGAUUGGAUUUGCAAUGUCGGGGGCAGGAUGAGGCCCGGAUUGGAGCAGUGUUGUUAUAGAGGGGGUAAAUUAAUUUGAAUCCAAAUUGUAAUUGAAAUAAAUGCCAUCCUGAUCCCAGAGCCCGGUAAACCUUUUUAUCGCUAUUGCGAAAGCUGUUCAGCAGGUGGAAGCGGAAUACAUUGCUCUCAUGUAUUGGCUCUCCCCAAAGGCUGCGAUAGCUCGCAACGUUUUGACAGGAAAAAAAAAACAAAAAAAACAAAACAGUCCCAAAGCAAAUUAAGUAGCUCCAUUGAUUGAUAUCACACUGUUUCAUGGCAUACCACAAAUCGCAGAUGGACUUUGUUGACAAUAUAGCUUACAUUCCUGAUUUUCGAAAAACAGAGACACAGCAUGUACACAGUUAGAUUUGGAAAGCUCGUGUGCCGCAAGUUGUCAUCCAUGCAUCACAUCACUUAAGGCUCAUUUCUGAUAUUUAGAUGUAUUUGUAUUGUUUUCUAACCAAAAUAGGACACACAGAGGACACACACACACACGCACACACAUACACACAUGCGUGCAACUGCCUGCAACUCCAGUCUGAAGGAUUUGCUCACAUUUGUGAGCAAAACACCUUUUGCGGUUGCAUUAUGAAAAGAAUAACAAACUGCAUACAGAGGUCUUAAAAAGACCUGCUGUCAAUUUUCUUUUUCUCAAAAAGUGCUACUUUGCACAUUUUGUUAAAAUGCCUGUGCUUAAUAUUUAAUCAUUUUCCUUAAAAUGAACUUCUAUGAUUUUCUUUUAAUUCAAUUUCAAAAGAAAAAAAAACUUUUUUUUUUUUCCUUAAUUUUGAUAAGUGGACUGCAUUGUUUUCUUGCAUAUAUGUUGCACUGCUUAAACCAAUAAGUGCACUACUGUUAACAGAGAUAUUAUAGUUUUAGAAAAGAGGAUUUUUUUUUUUUUUAAUCUAACAUUUGGUUGUAGAGCUCACAUGUAAUAGAAUAGCUUUGUUUCAAUUUCUUCAUCGGAAAUUUUCAGCAAUCCUUGGCUUUUGUUGACGCUUGCACUUAUCCACAGUAUACACACUUGUGCCGUGUUAAAUGCAAGCAUUUUUUUCUUUUUUUUUUUUCUUAUUUAAACCUGUACCAUUACGUGUGCUCAUCUAUGUUUGAACCUUUUUGAAUUCACUCUUUUUACAGAGUCGGUUCCCUAUAACAGUUUAUUCAAACGCAUCUCUUCAGAAUCGGAGCAGAACGUUUCCUCUGAGAACAUUCAAGCCAAACAACAUUAACAGUGAAACAACAGUAAUAAUGAAACGAACUCCCGUCCGCGUCCGUCGGCGGAGGUAAUAAUGUUGACAGUUAUUAUAAUAUUAUUAUUAACGGCGAUAAUAAUGAUUAUAAUAAUAUUAACAAUAAUACAUUUGUAAUGUGUGUGUGUGUAACAUAAGUGAUACGUGUGUCCUAGUGGGUGUAACAGAGUGGGGAGGUGAUGGAAUGCAGCUUCUUUGAUAUCCGUCUGUCAGUUGUACACAGUUGUGUCCCUUCCUUAGUGUUCGUAUGUCUGUGAGUGUCUGUGUGUGGUAUAUAGCCUAAUCAAAUAGUUGAUAAGUGGAAUAUCUGAACUGUAGGGCUUCCUUUGCAAUAUGCAGCGCAGGUACUAUAAGAGAAGCGUCUCUCCAAAACCUUUUUGGGCUUGAUAAGGCACCCCGGAAUAUCGGAGAUUGGACUAGAGCUGUCGGUGGAGUGCCGUUGACUUUUGCGCCGGCUUGGUGAACUUUAUGUCGAGCGUUUUUCGAUGAUAAAUUUCGUAUAAUUGCUACUAGAUUCCAGAUGACUGCGGAGUCGGUUUCAGGUGGAGCGAAAGCGGUCGGCGCUCUGCUUUCUCCCCAGCUGGAUACAAACUAAAAGAAACUAUUGACCCCCGCAGGAGAAAUGUGCUGGGAGGAAAAAAACAAGAGCAUGCGGUCGGUCCUCAGUAAAAGUAGCACAUUAUUUAACGUUUGAUUGGGCCCGUCUCUUAUGGUGUGCAUAUAAGCCUAAACUGUAUGGUUCCUGUUUGUAGCUGUUGUUGCCAGGAUGGCAAUAUUGCUGCAUGCUAGUGCUAUAUUUGUCUCUACACAGCACGUGGAGGGUAAUCUCAUGCCUUAACAGACAAUGCACUAAAUAGAAUAUGUAAGCAACUGCCGAGAUCUCUUUCCAACAGUAUUGCCACGCGUAUGGCACACAGCUCAUGAUGUUGGUGUUCGUCGUCUGUUCAGUACCAAGUUGAAACACUGCCAAACUAACAUCGUCACUUCUUUAACAGCAGCGGCAGAGACAUUGAAUUGAAUUGUUUCCGUGUAACGUGUGUGUUCAGUAAUCUAGCAUUCCUUCAUGGCACCUAAAUUUUACAUACUUUGUGUAAACACAUAUAUCAAAUGCACUAUUGACUGUAGCUAGAUGAGUACAACCAGCUUUGUGGUAUCAUUGGUCUAAAUAGUAGGUUAAGUAGCUCGAUGUUGGUUUUUUGAUCUAUUUGUUUUGGGAAUUACACUAUCAAUUGUUUCUCUAUCACUUUUUUUGGAAUAACAAAAGUAGCCAAUCUCAACGUUAUCCGGAUGAGGGCUAAUAAACUCGUCCCAUCGUCAGUUGACUUCUUGUAUCAUAGGGGUGUUUGAUAGCGGACCGGGCCCGGAAAAAAGGGGAAGAACCCUUCUCUCCAGUGUGUCAUAACAUGCUACAGCAUAACCCAGGCUGUUUCCCGCCUCUCCCUGUUGCAUCGGCAUCACACGCUCUUCACUGUCCAUAGUUAUAUAUUCCUUAUUACUGCUUCAGCUACUUGUGGUGGUGCUUAAUUCUCUUUUCUCAGUGUUGCGGAGAGUCAUUUUAAAAAUUGUUGGAAAGUUGCAACAUUACCCAGAAAAUAAGUCCUUAUCUCAAUCGUGCUUCUUCUAGUUGUUAGUCUAGAUUUUAUGUUUUGCAAAGUGUACGCAUAUUUUCCAGAACAAAACAUAUUGAAAAGUAGAUAAUAGCCUUGAGCCUGCAGCUGUUUGUAUUGUGUUUCAAAUAUAUUCCUGUUUAUGUUUUGUUUAUCUUAGUGUAGAGACACAGGGUCUACAGUACAUUGUUGUCCUUCCUGCAGUAAGUUUGAUUCAUUGUUAUACUUCUUGAUUUCAGAAUUCCUUCCUGGUUUUUUCCUGGUGGUCAUAGUGGUGUUGUUUAUACAUACAUAGCUUCACGCAACCGGAUAAAGGGUUAGUCAGUUAAUUUUCACGGUGUACUAUAUAUGCAUAUAUGCUUCUUCAUUGAGAUGAAAAAAAAAACGAAAAAAGAAAAAAGGAAAUGGUUGAUAGUAACGGUGAGGGUCAUGUUGAGUAAGGAACAGGUUCAUUUUCUUCUGAUAAGCGUGUGUCCGUCUUCCUGUCCGUCUUUCAGUCUGUCUCUCCACACAUUUUAAGUCAGAGGUUUUUUUUUUUUCCUUCUUUUUCGUUUGUUUUGGCGUGAGCAAAGUCACAGAGUAGAAUACAGAAAUCUCAUGAAAAACCGUUCACAUAACUGCAUCUUUGUCCUUCUACAGUACGCAUCAGAGUGAAAUAGAUAACUUCUUACAAAUAUGCUAUAUAUAUUUUAAAUAUCACCAUCUCCACACAGAUAAAGAAUACAUUUUCAGAUAGUUUGAUAAAAUCCUACUUGCAGCUAGAGUAUACAAUACCUUGUGGGAUAUAGGGAAUAUGCCUAUCAAGUGCCUAUCAGUACAUACAGCAACUAUACAGAAUAUUCAUAGUUUUUCUCUCCUACAUUGCACAAAUACAGUAUAUACACAAUGGACUAUUAAAAUAUACUAUUUAUACUAUUACUGCUAAAACCUGGUGAUUGUGAGUACAUCAUAAGAGAACCCUUUAAAAUACCAGAAAUGUUCUAUUCAUAUACAGUUAAUGCUACAUCUGCUAGUUUUAUUUUUAUCCUACAUCUGCACGGUUUGGAGGAUUCAAAGAUAUCGAAUACAAUCACAUUUUUAGUGUCUGAACGAAGAGUACAAAUGCAUAUAAUAGGUGAAAUUUAGAUAUAAAAUCUUAUUCCUUCACGUUGCUCUCCCUCUCACUGAUAACACUUUUUUUUCCAUUUACUCACACACACAAACACACACACAAAAAAAGCCAUAUACUGUAACGUACUGUAAGUCAUUGGGAGAAAGGGCAGUGGCAUGUAGUCAACAGCAGGGGGAGCCACACAGCAGCUGCAAAAGGUGAAGUUUACACACAACUGCCUGCCUGCCUGCCUGCCACCCAGACUAAAAAAAAAUCCAAGAGUAUCCUCUGGAUAUCAGCGAGCCUCUCUGGUAUUUUUCAUAUAUUUUUUUGCAACAUCUGAAGCGUGGCAGACUUUCCCUCCACCGACACUCGCUUCAAAACGAGUGGAAGCUCGCAGUGGGUGGAUGCAGGAGUUGGAUUUUAGUCGAGUUCAAAGUGCGCUGCGUGCUUGUGCUUUUGACCUUGAUGGCAGGCCGAUGCCCAGUUUCCCUACAACGAUCAUUAAAGUUUUAUCUUAUCUGAUAGCCUUGUUGUUUAUGUACAGCUUAGUAUUGUAAAGGGCACGCAAAAGAGCAACGUGAAGAAAAAAAAAAAAAACAAAAAAGAGAAAUAGAUUAUUAAACUGGCUGAAAUUUUUAUGACCACGACUUGGAGGCAACAAUGAGAUUACAAAUUGAAAGUUUUUGGCUGCGGAUAAACGCGGCCUCCGUGCACGGCGGUCAUUCACUGGCUGGAUGAGCGGCGUGAAGACGGAACUGAAAGAAAAUCUGGUCGAGUUAAAAAAAAAAAAAAACCCAUAAAUCAACUUUCAGGAUUGAGUGGCUGUGAGAUAAAAGGUUUUGGGAUGGCUUAUUAUUUAGUCCCCUGUGGACUAAUUACCACAGUUUUUUUCUCUAACCUUCUCCAGCCUAGUUACUGUGCCAAAUUUAAGAAUGGGGGGGGGGGUGCAUUCAAAUGACACCACUAUUGUUUAAUUAGAAGUGAGAACUAAGCAGGAAAGAAAGAAAGAAAGAAAAAAAAGCUCUUUAUACACGGAACUACUAUAAAUCUCACAACAGCACAUGAAUGCAAGUGAUUGUUUUUAUUUUGAAUCUUUAAAUCCUCCGUAAUACAUAGUUUUCAAGUAAAUAGGAGAAAACAGCUAUGAUCAAACAUGUACACACUUACUUACUUUCAUAGACAUUUAUCGUUGAAGUGAAGCAUGGAAAUAAAAAAAAAAGAAUAAAAAAAAUAGGCAAUAUGAUAUCGCUAGUCCCUGUCAUCCAACCGUCACACUACGACAUACUGCCAAACAGCAUCUGUUCAGACUUUACUGUCAAACAUCAGCGUUUAAGUUUUUUGAUUCCGGGGCUUUGCAGACACGCAGCGAAGCAGCCGCUCAGAGUUUAAAGUAAGACCCAGCCAUACUAAGCUACUCAUCAUCCACAUUAUGUUUACUACCACGCUUUCCUCCAAGCAUGCAGUUACGACGCGGCUCCUGAUGGGCUUUUUAGUCAAACAAAACAAAAUCUAUCAGUCCGAAUGAAGCGUGCAGUUCAGCCCCACCCCUGCAGGGAGGAGGUGGGGUACUUUUUGUUUUCUCGCCGAGCACGAGCUGUAUUUCUGAACGUCCCUCGACAGCAGAACGUUUCCUUCAUCCGGGCGCUGAGGGGACUCAGGCGUGCUGGAGCCUCUGGAGACCGAACAGCGAAACCUCUUUUGUGCUCUCGCUCACCCGCUGUAGUCUUUCGGGCUCAGUUCAGCCUGAUGAGACGCUUGAAAGUGUGCAAGCUCAAAAAACAAAAAAACAAAAAAAAAAAAAAAAGUGCAUUCCUGUUAUUAAGUCCAGCACAUUCCAACUCCACGUCUGGCUUUGGUUUUCCACGCUUUACUAACCUAAUGUUAAGAACAUCAUCCAGUGCUAAAUUGUUGCAUAUUCGAUCACGGCCUAGAAAACGCUGCAGAUCAGGCUGAAGUACAGCAAAAUUUACAUUUCCCUCAAACAAAUCCCUUCCUUUUUUUUCUUUUUUUUUUUUUUUUCCUUUUUCUGUUUUAAAUAAAUCUCAUCUCGCUGUUUUAUUCAAAUCAUGCCAUGAGAUCACAAACCUCAUAAGCUCUCAGCACAGCUUUUAUGCUGGUGUGGACUGGUUUUUUAGACAACAUGCACUAUGCUAUCACUCUGACUCUCACUCUCUCUCGCUCUGUGUGUGUGUGUGUGCGCGCGUGUGUGUGUGUGUGUGUGUGUGUGUGUGCGUGCGUGCAUGCGUGUGUGUGUGUGUACAUGUGUGUGUAGGUCACCCUUUUAUAGUGCAGAGAUGCAAAUUGAAAAAAAAAAAAAACACACACACACACACACACACUCACACACAAAGCAGCAAAAAGAAAAAGCGGAGGCUCUUCGUCACCACGAUGUCGGCCGCAGUCUCAGCCAGCGUUGUCCUCUGCCGUCACACUGCAGAUCUUUUAGCGCUGUAUAACACAAAACAACAGGCUGCUGGUGGUAACUUUUCAAAACAGGGGCCAUGUCAAUCCUUAGAAGUUGAAUAAAAAAAAAAAAUUAAAAAAAAAAAAAAAGCUGUAUUAGACAAUGUUUGUUUUGACAAACCAAAGAAAGGUCGGGAUAAUUUAAGUUUGAAGGAGAAAGUCACGUUUCUUUUGUAAAGUGUGUGGGAGCUCCUUCGGACGGGCUGGAUCGCUAACACUUUGAUUUUGUUGGGGGGUUUUCUUAGUUCUUCUCAUGGCAGGGUGCUUGUGGAGACGUGUGGUCACUUGAUCUGUUGUUUAUAGUUUUGUGGUUGUGUUAAUUUGCCUAUUGUAGACCAAAAUAGAUUUUUUUAUAUAUCUAUAUAUAUAUAAAGAAAUGCAACAGAACAUAAAAAUGAUCCUGACACAGUAGCUGUGAUGUAAAUUUUGGCAUGUUUGAACAUGUGUAAGAUUGUAAAUGUUGCAUUGUUCCUCUGGCAAAACAUCACACUCUGUAAUCAUUGGUUAUGUCUUCUAUACUCACGUUUUUAGCAAAUCAGUGUACACUUUUUAACCUUCACUUCAGAUUUUAAUGGAAACAGUUUGACCUUCUUUUUUUUUUUUUUUUUGUGUUACUGCCGUUUUCUUCACAUCCAAGGCACCGUCUGAGAUUUUUGAGACUGUCCCGAGAAUACUAAUCCGACAUUCAGCCAUUCAUACUUGAGAUGGACCAAGAUGUUAAGUUUGCACAUAUUUGUAAGUUGUUUAUGAAACCAAAAAGAAAAAAAGAAAGGAAACACACACACACAGAAGAAACAAAACAAAACAAAAAAAAAUCACAACUUCCAGUCAUGUUAAAUCUGGGAAAAAAGGUGCUGGUGGUGUGUGAGCAAACGUGAAAAGAUGAAAAACACAGCAUCAGAGCCAGCCGUCAGCACGCAACAAAGGAGAAAAAUGAAAAGUCGAACCAAACUGCAACGUGGACGUAACGAGGUCCAAAUAUUUAUCAAAGUCAUUUCAAGACAGUAUAUUUUUGUAAUAACUAAACACCAUUUGAUCCAGCAGAACAUUUUUUUCCCAACAUUUGGCAAUUAUUUUUUACACUAUUAGGGAUAAUCCUUGAUGAAUCUGCUGUAUAUUUUUCAUCCUGUGUAUUGAAAUAGGAAAAAAAAAAAAACUGAAUCGAUGUCAUUCAGGCUGAAGACAUUAAAAAUCUUGAAAUUACACACAAACACACCCUCAUGAAAAUCAGCUUAGGUUGUUUUCUUUGAUUUCCUCCUCCUUCGUCAUCAGGCUUUUUUGCUGCCAUAUCAUGUAUGUAGACGCUUUUGUAAACAUGCACUUGAGUUGAACUAUGAGAUGUGCUUAUAAAUAUGUGUAUAUUUUGUUAGGCUUUUUUUCCCCCUCUCUCGUUUCUUUUUUUUUCUUCUUUUUCUUUUUUUUUUUUGGUUGUUGCCUAUGUUAGCUUCGAUAUUUUAUUAUGUCCCUACAAAAUACUUCUCUUAUAUAGUCCUGGCAGAAGUGGAGCUGUUGUAGUAAAGGUAGUUAACAUCACAACUAAGCAAACCCUGAAAUAUAUGCUGCAGUAAAGUGUUUUCAGUUUGUUUUUUGAUAAUUUAUGCUCCAAGUUGGUUUGUAUUUUAUUACUAUUAUUAUUAUAAUUAUUAUUAUUACUGCUAUUACUAUUAUUGUUAUGAAACAAGCUUGUUUGAAAUGUAUUGACUGCUGUUUUUGAAAUAGGGGAUAAAAGAUUUCUUUCUCUUUUUUUUUUUCAAUGUAUGUGCAAGGACAUUUUUUUUUUUUAUAUAUAUAUAAUAUGAUUUGUCAAACACUGGACUGGAGUAAGUUUUCCAACAUUUCCAAGUUGAGAGAUGUAUUUGACAGACGUACAACCGCACAGGAGACACCUGCUAGCACAGAUGUGAGCUCACAGAUGAAGCGCAUCCUCCCGGGAUGAGGCCAAACGAGAGCCGUGAGAAGUUGAAACAAACGAGUCCUUCGUGCUGUCGAUGGGUUACGUGUAGUAGGAAGCAUCAAUUAGCGUUACUUUUACACUUUUUCUUCCAAAAUCGUGGCGUGGCAUUGAGUGGUGGCAGAUUUUCAUUUCAGAAAAAGAGUGCACUCUUCAAUUUUGCUCGUUCCAGAUCAUAAAGGGAUACCACUUUUGAGUCACGGCUCUCGGAAUCACCCCGCUUAUGUUCUUUCUAUGGCAGAGCUAAUACGGCCGUUUGUGUCUCAUCGCACCAACCUCCACUUUCUCAAACCAGAAAAGAGAUUUGCACUAGACUGAUUUUUGGUCUUCUUCUAUCAAAAAGCAAUAUAAGUCACUCAACACAUGUUUGAACCAUAGUAUCGGACGGUUUGUCCCCCCCGUGGUGGGAAAAUGGUGACGUUUCACCAGUUUUAAUUUGUCUCCGAGGUACAGAAUCAGUCGCCCAUUUCUAAGAUGCACAUGACAUCCACAUAUUGUUCUUUGUAGCAGGGUUGUCAGUCGUUCUUUUUUUUUUUUUUUUUUUCUUGUUUUCUCUUUGUAAUAAUUACUAUAAAAACCCAGCACUAUCCCGAAUAUUAGUGUCCAGAUUUGAGGGGCAUUAAAACUAUUGUUUCCUCCUGUGAUUGUUUUGGACAAAUCAAGCAGCUCUUACAGAUCUUGAAGUGAGAGACGGGAUGUUAUGAGGGAAGGAUUCAUUUCACCACGAGUCGAUGUCGGUCAUCUUCAUCACACAGCCCACACCAACAAAGAUUAAAAAAAAAAAAAAAAAAAACACACUGAUGCCAAAAAGAGAAACCCAGCUGUCCUCCACCGUGCACACAUUUCCUCCAAAAACAUCAGAUCUCUGCGAAAGCGCUCACUUUGGGUGCGUUUCUUUCCCUGGGAUGUGGAAAAGAAAAAGAACAACGAUGCUUUAAACUGAAAUGAAAAUGAGAAACAUCCUAGAGGAAAAAAAUUAAAAAAUAAAUAAAUCUUGGCCACACUGACGUAGAGAAUCUGUCUCACCAAAACGUACCACACUUCAUCCUGUUUCCAAUCAUUCGCCACCACGACCGACCUUCCAAAACGUCGCCAUUCUGUCGAUGGAUACAUGUAAAUUUUUUCCCACGGACGAACAGACGUCGCCAUUUUAUCUGGAUGUAGUAGCUUUCCUGUUUUCACCGCUUUGUGGUGUUGUUGAAAGAUGUUGCGGUUUGUCUAAAUAUGUUGCGUGUUAGAGGAAGCAUAAGUAUGUGCCUUCUUGUAAUCUCCUUGGUGAGCUUGUUAUUAUUGAGAAGCUGAAGCCAGCCAAUUGUGUUUGCACUAAAAACCAAAUUGCUUUCGUGAUGUAGACUAUUUAAGCAAGCUUGUUGCGUCACUUUAACCGUACAGUAUGCAUGAGGGUGAAAUUGGUAAGUCUAGGGCUAGAGCUCUCAUCUGUUGACCUGUAAACCAGUGCAGCUUAGAGGAUCUUGUGAAUAUAUCUUGGCUUAGUUUUUUGCAUUUAGUUUUUCAAUUCCAUCUUCCUUACUCAUCGAGUUUUUUCACAACUUCAACAGUAAAAUAAAAUAAAAUCUUUCAAAAAAAAAAACAAACAAAAAAAAAAAACUUUUGGGGAAAAAAAAAAAAAAAGAAAUCAAAUGACACAUACCACGAAUACAAUACAGCUUUUACUUUCACAUGCCACAGUUAGAGUCUCACAACUGCAGAAGAGAAAAAUCCAUUUUUUUUUUUUCUAAAACCAUGGGAAUGCAUGAGUAUACGAGGUCGCCUCAAGACUAUUGGUCAAAUUAAUUUAGGUUGUUUUUUUUUUUUUGGAAAACUUGUAUUUAUUGCAUAUUUUGUUGACAUCUGAGAAGAAGAAAAAAAAAACCUACAUGCUUUGAGUCUUACAAAUGCACCUUAUUCAUGUCAGUCCAUGUGGGGAUUUAAAAAAA